Molecule: messenger RNA, 10840 nt
Organism: Alexandromys fortis (reed vole)
Lineage: Eukaryota; Metazoa; Chordata; Mammalia; Rodentia; Cricetidae
Gene: Cep295nl
Product: CEP295 N-terminal like
Exons: 1
Coding region: 2377-4008 (543 amino acids)
Source: RefSeq, a predicted model, not a curated record
UGAUCCAUGGAGGCCAAAGGCGUUAGAUCCUUGGAGCUAGAGUUCCUGACCCUUGUGAGCCACCCCAGCAUGAGCGCGGGGAGCUGAACCCAAACCAUCUCUGCAGCUCUACUUGUAUCUUUUUAAGACAUCAUUUUUGUGUGUUUAUGAUGGGCACAUGUGCAUGCCUCCAUGCAUAUGCAGAGGUGAGAGGAGAACUUCCGGCGGUCGGUUCUCUCCCUCACAGGACCCUGGGGAUUGAAUACAAGUUGUUGGGCUUACGCAGCAAGCUCUUUUUCCUGCCGAGCCAUCUUUCUGCAGCCACUUUUACAGUUAAGCUGUCUGCUUAGGGACUGGUCAAGUGUUGUGUACCGGAGUCUCUUAUUGGGUCUGUGUGUCUGGAAAACCUUGGCAUCUGCAGAAGGUGUUUCGAUCAUGGCAUCUCAAAGCAUGCUGCUUUCCUUCUCAUGGCCUUCAUCUAUCAAUUUCUUCUUUCGCUACUUUGUUUUUCCUGUUUGAUCUAAGAAAUCUUUGCCUAAGCCAGGGCCACGAAUACGUAUACUUGUGUACUUGUGUUCUUCUAAACAUUUAUAAUCUUAGACUUGGCAUUACAUCUGUGCAGGAUCGACUGUGAGUUAAUUUUUGUAUGUGAUGUGAAGAAAGGGUCCCUGUCCUUGGAGUGUGGGCCCCCAGCUGCCAGAGAACCAUUUCCACUUUGGCUCCUGAGCUGAGGCUCACGGCUUCUUCUCAUUCUCUCCUUUUGGCCACCAUGGUGGUCAGCAGGCUUGUGGGUGUGGUAUCAGCUGCUGGUUUAAGAAAGUGCUUCUCAUUGCCUAGUCUGGAGCAAGGAGCUCUCACAAGGACAUAUAUAUCUGUGUCAGUGAUCAUGUGACUGGCCAAAGGCCUUGUGGUCUACCCAGUCAGAGAGAGUCUGUUAGCCUCUUUCCAGCUAGAUAUUCUGGCUUCAGUGUUCCCCUUGCUCCCUGCCUCAGCUUCCCCAUCUGUGAACUAUGGAUGAUAAUAGCUCUUUGCCUCCCAGGGCUACUAGACAAAAAAAAAAGUGAUCUAUGUUAUGUGUGGUGGUAUAUGCCUAUAAGCUCAGCAUGUGGGGAGUGGAGGGAGACCGGAAGAUUACAAGUUCUAGGCCAGCCUGGACUAUAUAGGGAGAUCCCUACCUCCAAAAAGGAAACCUACAUCAUAGCUGCCCAGUGCUCAGAGGAGCUGGUUGCUGGUUGCUGUGACUGACAUCAGCUUGAGCUGGUCAGCCUGCUUCUAUGGGGAUGAAAAGAAAGGGCAGUUGGGGGCUCUUCUCCACGCAGACCAUAGUGUCCAAGUGGCCACAGGACUCUGUCCUCGGGAAGCACAACUUCUCUAGAAAGGUCUGGCAAAGCACGGGCCUUUCCUAUGCCACAGGUACACACAGUGGUCCUCAGAUAACCUCACAGUAGCAAGCCCGGUAUCGGGAUACAAUGUAACAUACAUUUCUCCUCUCUGUCUGGUUUGUAUUAGAUCCGUGUAGCAAGCAAGCAUUCACCCAUACCACAUGCCUGCAUAAUGUACCCCUCUUCUCAAUGACAUGCACAUAGAUAAAUGUGCCUGCAUCUCUGGUUUGUACUGGAUCCAAGUAACAAGCGUGCAUGUACAUGCUCUCCCCUUCUUGCACACCUCUGCUCUUGGGCAUAGAGGUGUGUAACACAGAUGUAUGAGCACACAUCCUUAGACACAGGCCCCUGCACACACCCUGCCUGCAGCUCCUCCCUCUCCUGCCCCUUCAUCUUCACCUACAGGCAGCUCUCUCACGACAGGCUAGGCUCCAUGGCCAUAGCGCCCACCCAUCCUUCCCAGGUCUGUCCUCACCGGCCCCUUUUUUGCAACCCUCCCCCAACACCUGAGUCCUAACUGGGGUGGAGGGCUCUCAGGCUAGGUGCUGCUGUCACUUUUUUUUGUCAGGAGGCCACCCUGUGCCUUUUAAGAUGUUUAUUGACGUCCGUGGCUUGUCCCCAGCCAGAUUGGUAGCGCUUUCUCCCUCCAGUUGUGAUGACCAAAACUCAUGUCCGAACACCGCAGAUGGCAUCUGCAGUCACACUCUUAGGAAACAGAUGCCCCCACAGGCUCCUAUCCAGAGUGUUCAGGCUAGAACGGGUGCUAGGGGACAGGGGCAGAGGAGAGAUCUGCUGGGCGUGUUUUUGAGUGUAUCCUGCAUUGAGAAUCCGUUGCACACUUGUCUCCAGGGUCUUGCACACUUUUCUCCAGCUGUCCAGAGCGGCCUAUGCCCUCCUGGCCUUGUAGAUUUGCUGUGACUCUCUCGUCGUCUUUGCGGGUGCCCCGGACCCCGCAGCCUCUCUUCCUUGGCUACGGCCACCUUUGCCUGCAAGUGUGUCUGCAAAACUCACAGAAAUGGAGAGAGACAUGGAGCGAGCCGCUGAGCUGAGCCCCUCUUCUGAUGAGGAAGCCUUAGUUUUGAGGCAGAAGCCUGAACUGACACAAGUCCGAGACAAGGGUGACGUCACUCUGCAGCAGUGGAAAACGCGGCAGCUGCAGCGCCUGGCUGAGGAGCUGAAGGUAGAGUGGCAGGAGGCGCGGCUGCAGCAGGUUAGAGACAUGGAACGCCUCUAUUUAGCCCGUCUGUUGGAUGAAGCAACAGGGCGGGCCACGGGAAACAACUUCAACUUGGACGAACACAGCCAUAGAGGAACAGCAAAACAUAUGAGGGCUAAGGAGAGAAACAGAGCAGCAUUUAGAGAGGAGAAGGGCCGCCGGGAAGAGCACCCCAGGCAACACCCUAAGUCCCGGAAAAAAGCAACAUGCUCAGAGAGACAGGGUUCUACCAAAGUCCGGGUCCCAAAAACCUGUGAGAAGUGUAAAGGGAAGCGGGUGCCUUCGAGUAAGAGCAAUGGCAGCUACCAGCCCUUGGGCCCUCGGGUGAGCAGAGGGGCAGACCUGGUAAAGCUCAACCCACUCUUGACUGGGGCUGGGGAAACUGAGUGCGUGGAGGAAGUACCCCGGGAGGGGAGGCGGCUGAUGAGAAGGGGGUCUUCACGCUUUGCUCAGAACAUGAAUCACAACUCUACAGAUGAGAGUCUGCAGGACAAAACAGCUGACUUAGAACAACCCUUGCUCCUCAGCUCCACCUUCAGACAGGAGACCACAACCCAGGGGUCGCCGUGCAGGUACACCAAUAAGAAUCAGUGGCACAAAGAGCUCGAGUCUGCCUUCGAAGAAUUGUUUAACACCAAUCAGAAGCUGAAGAAACAUCUGAAUUUGCACCUGGAACAGAAGUUCAAGAUAGACCAGAAUCCAGAUGAGCAACAGAGCUGCUCAGAGUUUCAGGGCAAGAGCAGCGACAUCCAGAGAGGGGAGAGUACAGAGGAGGCAGAAACGACUGCUGAGGAGUAUGGGAGCCCAUCAGACAUGGAGGCCCCUGAAAUGUGGUCCAAGACCAAUUUGAAACAGUUGCUAAGUGAGGCUGAGUACCCCAGGUACCAAACCACAGCAAAGCACCUAUUAAGGCCUGAAAGCCUGACACCUGUUCCCGAGGCAGGAACAUCUAGCGAACAAGAUGACUCGUUCUCAGAGAGCCCAGAGUCAGGACGGGAGCCACCCAAGUUGGCCACAACAGAGGAAGAAAGCCUUAGGCCUUACCUGCAGAAACAGGACGGCUCUAUAGCAAGCUGGAUGGCUUUGAGGCAAAAACAGAAGGCAGAGUUGGAGCAGAAAAGGCAAAAGACAUUGUUGGAGCUGACAGAGCACCCCAACAUGAGCUUGGAAAUCCAUUACAAGGCUGAGCUAGAGGAAGAACGCAGGGAACGCAGAAGGAUGCGUUUGGCUCUCCUCAAGUCUUAUUCCACUGGGGUCCCGGCCCUAGCCUCUGACAAAAACACUUCCCUGAACAAUGGCCUUCUUGACGAGGACAAACAGAGCCAGAUGAUCCGUGACCUCCAGCAGCAGAUUUUAGAGCAAAACAAGUUACACAAGCAGUUUUUGGAUAAAGCCAGGAAACGCUUGCAAGAGUUUCAAAAGACAUUUUAAAGGCAGACCCACCCGAGAUAAAUACAUCCCUGAUGGCUGCUUUGCCUGCACCAUGCCUGUAUCUCUUAAGUCUGUUUAUUCACCAUCUUGGCAAACUCCUUCCCGCAGAAGCAGAAUCCCUGUGGGGUCCAGAGAGCGAGUCUAUCCCACGUUCUGCAGAUGGAGUCUGUUUUUUAUGGGCUGUGUGUACUUAAUGGAAACCCCAGGUAGAAUCAGCUCUUGAGAUGUUUUAGCCAAACCCUGGGCUUUCAGGGGCAUUCAGGGUCAGUCGGGCGCAGUUUCAAAAGAUACAUCAUUGCUUGCUUGGCCUCUGGCUGAGACAGUGUCAGAGCCAUUAGCUAAACCUCUCUCCUUUAGAAGGCGGCUGCACACCAAAAGACAAAGCCAACAUUGUUUCACAAUGUAUGCAUUCUUAGAACCUUUAUGGGUGGGGGGAGCAGGCAAACCCCCGCCCAGCUGGGUGACAGAGUCACCCAGUGAUGAUGGGGCCAAUGCUGAUGGGUGGGGGUGGGAGGGAAGACCUGGGUGUUAAGUUUACUGCUCUUAGCUUUUCAAAAUGAACCAGCAGCCACCUGGCUGUGGGGAGCACAUGUUGGAUAGAUUGGGGACCACUCUGAACGAGCAGCCACCUGGCUGUGGGGAGCACAUGUUGGAUAGAUUGGGGAUCACUCUGAACCAGCAGCCACCUGGCUGUGGGGAGCUCAUACCAGGUAGGCAGUAGCCAACAUAGUUUUCUCUGCAGAGCCGAGAGGGUGAAAGCGCUUUCUCUGCCAAUCAGCCUCUGGCCACUGCUGGGCUCUAUUUCUGCAGCCCCAAAGCUGCUGUGGAACGGCUAGGCUUAGAGCAGUGUGCAUGAGACCCUAGGUUCAAUCCCCAACACUGCAGUCGAGGCAUUGGUGGGAGUGGGGUCUGCCUUAGAGCACGUAGUCAUGAGUGGGCGUGGCCAAGUACAAUGAGAUUUGAUUGGCUAAGACAGUGGUUGCUGACUGGCUCUUUGUUAGUUUCUGGAGCUCUUUUCAUUUCUUCCCUUCCUCCUCCCAUCUUUCUUUCACGGCCUUUUUCCAGAUACCUUGAUUGAUCAUAUUUGAUCAUGACUCAUUAGAAAUAUUGGUCCAUAAAGGGCUAUAUUUAUCUCCUAAGUGUUUGGUAGAUAAUAUAAUGAACAAUGUUAAGUAUGUCAGCCAAACCCACAACCUGGGUGGGAGGAGGAGCCAAAAGCAGGCUCUCUGCCAUGUAUUGAUUAUCUUUCCUAAUCUCUCAUGUCUUAGACAUGCACCUGCUGAGCCCUUCAACAUACACAUGUGCGUUGAACACGGUCGGUCAUGGGUGCUUUUCCUUGGGGUUGAGGUUCCUCUUCCCUGCUGUGGUCUAGCUCUUGAUGUCCAGCCACAAGUCCAGAACCUCUGCUUGCUCACCCUCCCCAUGGCAGGAUCAUCUCGUGGACUGUCCGAGCCUGUCUUCCAGGAUCCCAGCUGCGUCUGUGCCCCUUUCUGGAAAGAGAGGCUGUGCCGCCAGCGCAUUUGGAUCAGGUCUGGUGCCGAGACGCGCUUUCAGAAUCUAACCCCAGCCUUGGCACCAGCUCUUGUUUAAAACGCUUUUGGAAGCUGCAAAUGAAAACGUGCAGCUGGGGCGUAGGUGGGUGGGCUCCGCUCACCACCCCUCUGCUUCCCGUUGGCGCCAUCUCUCCUGAAAGAGAUUCAUCUGCUCUCCUGACACUUUUUCACUUAUACUGAGUACCAAACUCUGUCCCUGACCCUGUCCACAGCUCUGUCCCAGGAGGUAAGCCUUGGGUGGCACAUGAGGGCCAUGUAACUUGUGGCUAGCAGAAAACACAAGCGACGAGUAGCCUUGUGUGGCGAGCGUUGGCCAGGGGCUAGGCCUAUAGCAAGAUGUGAAACACUGGCCCUGUGUGUGGUUCUGAGCAUCCUGAACCUGAGGCUUCCUCUGCCAUGCUGCUCAUUUGGCUGGACUCUCUCUCUCAGGGUUUGAGAUUUGCCUUUUGUUUCUCUGUCAUUGUACUUUGUUCCCACACGGUGCCUGACUGUCAGUUGUUGCUCAGGGCUGUCUGGACACCCUGCAGCAUCACCUCUGUCCCGAAGAGUAGUGUGUGUGUUUGUGGCACCUCUUAGCUUAAAGCUGUGGUCACAACUGAGCCUUACAUUGUGUAACUGAGCCUCCCGACUUAGUUGGAAGCCACAGCCCAGUGAGCAGACGCAUCUUCCCGGAGCCCAUUGUUUUUGUUUCCAUGUGCAAAGAUGGUAUUUGUGGCCCGCGUUCUGAGUAAGGAAUCGCUCCUUCUUGGCUACACUUGAGCUAAAAGUAGGUGUAGGGAUGGGCGUUGAGACACGGUGGAGGGUGACUCAUCUCUGCCCGGACAGUAACACCUACACUAUCCCUUGGUAGUCAGGAUGAGAAGAUACCCUGCCCUCUCCCCAUGUCUUAUAGAAGGCUAAAGAGGGGUGGGAAAGCCUUAGCCCGGGUCAGUGGUGUGGCUAGUGUGUCCAAUCCUGAGGAUCUCCUCACCCGAAGAAUAUAACUUCCCAAUGACUCCCUAAGGAGCUAUCAUGGCUACUUCCCACCUCACCCUCGGAGGCUCGGAAGUCUGCGUAGACCCCGUUUUCACUCUUUCACUCACAUCAGGACGUCUGAGUGGCAACACAAAGGAAGUCCUCAGGUGCAACCUGGAGUCUCCCCGCCCCCUCCACUCUUCUCACCCCUGAGCUUCCACAGGGAUCUUGUGUCCUAUAGACAGUGACAGGAAUGAAGAGUCUGGUACCCAAGGGGCCAAUGCUCUAACCUUCUCCAACCUUGACACUCUAUCUCCUCCCCUCGUGCCCAACUUGCAGCCAUCUCUGUCACCAACUCCCUCAUUCUUGACACAAGUAUUCAAAGGGGGGGGGCAAUUUUGACUCCUGCUGGCACCGCUCAAAUCCUUCCUGAAACAUUAGUUCACAUAUGGCAGUUCUGACCGGGGGCGGGGAGGGCAGUAUUCAUACUCCAGGUCUACAGGCUGCCUGGUCCAGUCUCCAGCUGACUGAAAUGCAGAGUAGUGAGCAAGUACACUGGAAGGUGUGUGUAGCUUCUGCCCAGAAGCAGGAGAACCCAGGCUCUCUCCCACAUACCUCUGCAGAGCACUGUGCACCCUUGAGCUGCUCCCUGACUUUGUGUCUGUACUCACGUGGGAAGGCAGGUGCAGGAUCUUUAUUCCUGCUAGGGACCGCAUUUAUCAGGAUCCUGGCCAUCAAGCUACUUCUGUGUGUGUCUGCUUCAUGCCUCUUCUCCAGUCUACAUGGACUCAAGACACAUCUGGGGCUGACCAAGUGGUGGACAGGCAUCGUGUUUGCCCAAGAGGUUUGAAGGACAGCAUCAAUACCACUGUCCACAGGGUGGGGCAUGCCCAGAGUGUCCAACAGGUGAGAGAUGCAGACACAGCCAAUCGGCUUCCCUGCCCUGCUCGGUACCACACUGGCUGAACCGUUCAGUCAUGAUCAUGAUGAUGCUGUGGACGCACAAUUGGUUCAGCCACCUGUCCCCACUGAACCCCAUGCACAGGCAGCAUCCAGGACUUCAUACCUCUGAGAGAGGAUGGGUUUCAGAUAGGGGUGUGAAAUUGGGAGUGGGGCAGGGACCUUCUCUAACCUGCAGUGUCCCUCCAACAAGUAGGAAAUGACAAGAGGUCAGUGCAGACCUCUGAGACCAGACAGGGUCCGGCUUCCAGCCAGUCACGAGAGGAGCCAGGCUGGGGAAGUGGCAGGUCCCGGACCAUCUGCCUGGAGACUUGAGAGCUGUCCUGAAUGUCCUCCCAUACACCAUGGCAUGGUGGUGGAGGCUGUACCAAUGAGGGACUAGGAGUGGGAACCCACGUCCUCCUGUCCUCCCUUCAGACAUGGUUUGUUGACUCUACUCAUAGCCCUAAGCCCUAGUGCCCCACUCAUGGGCAGGGCUUGUCAGUGCUAAGCGCUGAAGCAGAGGUCACAGGUCACCUUAGAUUUGCUCCUGGAAACGGGUGGAUGAAGAAAGAUGACCGCUGGCCCUCCACUGUGGAAAAAAAGAUCCUGAUCCUCCACUGCUGUCAUGUCCCCCCAGCCCCUUCCUCGGGGCUGUGUGGAGAUGGCUUACAGGGGUGGGCAGAAUACCCCAGGGACCUCUCUAGGCUCUCUCUGCCUCCAGCCCUGCCAGGCUACUGCCCAGCUUACCCGGGUUUGGGAUUUGCAGAGCUGAGCUUGGCUUCCUCGAGGCCCUUGGCUCCUUGGCGGAGAAACUGCCGAGCAGCAGCCUCCUCCACAAAGCCACACUGUUCUCAGCAAACCCUCCCAGGAGCGGGACGCAUUUUUUUCAAAUGAUUCAGCAGCACGUGAAUGGGAAGGGCCGCACUUAAGGCCCUGGCAUCAGAUCUCGCUGGCCCGCAGCUGGAAAGGACGGGUGGCAGGGUGUGGCUUGGUCCCACCAGGCCUAGAGCCGAGGAGCCAGGGUCCUGGGGGGCACGGGGCAGCUGGAGGGCUGGGCCAAGAACGCUGUAGCCUCCUUCUGUGCACUCAUAUAGAUGUGCCAUCGCCCUCCCCGAGAAGAGCCAAAGCAAUGGGCAGGAAAUGGAGAUGGGAAAGCUGGUCUCCAUGGAGACGGGCAUCUAGCGGACAGCCGCCCUCCUGUGCGUGCUAGCAUGCUAGAAUCUGAGCGGUGGGCAGGGAGCCUGCUGCUAGGCAGGCCUGGCAUAUUCCCAGGCACCAGUCCAUCGGUGGUGUGGCCCAGAGCUGAAUGCCCCAUUCCCCUUGCCAUUCCCCUCUCUGCCUCACCCUCCGCCACACCCAUCUGCUCGCCUUGGCCUGAGUUAUUAGAGAUGAGCGGGUCUUGACCUCAUCCUGAGUAGGCUCAGCCCUACCCGAAGGCUGGGGCCCUGCUUGGUUUCACACUCCACGCCCCCCCCCCCUCAAAGCCCAGUUGCUGCCUGUGAGGGGAUCGAUCACCGGAUUUGGGAGUGCAUGUGGGAGGGGCUGGUCUCAGCUGCUGAUGCAGGGAAGCUGUGCCCAAUCCUGGUCACCAGCACAGAACUGUUUUUAAUUACUGAAUGACAGCCCCUUUUUCCCUUUUAGGAAAAUGAGAGAGAGAGAGGGUUUGGAGGUCUUUUUCACUAAUGCCGAGUGGCUGGACAUGGAGGGACAAAGCAGGGCAGAGCUCGGUGGAUGACCUCAACCAUCUACAGAGGGCACCUAGAGGUGGCAGCCAUGGGAAGGGUGUCACCAUGAGGCCAGAGACAGAAGGCAGAGGUGGAGUCCUUGUUACCUGAGGAAUUGUGGGCACCAAACCCGUCUUUGAUUCCUUGGGACACCUGGAUGUUCACCCAUGCCUGUAUCCCCGCAUGCUGAGGUUUGGCCUCAAGCCUGGGAGGCAGAGGUUUUAAUGCCCCAGGGCUAAGCCUCCGUGUUACUCACCAUCCACAGCAGUUCCUCCAGCCAGUUCUAAGGAACAAGGGUCUCUCCAAGUCUUUCCCAUGCCCUCCACAGCCCCACUCAGAUUCCAGUGCUCCUCAAGGACAGCAUCCUGGACAGAGAAACCAUCCCAUGGCAGCUGUCCUAGGACAAGGCCAGGGACCAUGUGGCUAGUCUUCUGUCCCCAUCUGAGGGUGUCGAAUUGGAGCAGUGGGGGCACGCCUCAUUCUCUGGACUGACUUUCAGGGUUAAAGAUAAAUUAAUCCAGGUACAAAAGGCAAGCAGCCUUUGCUGGCCAGCUGCGGGUGCCAUGUUGUCCACUAGAAAGGGGCAAAAAGACUGAUCCCAAGCAGCAGCCACAGGGUCUAGUUAUGGAUGGAAUGGGAACUCUGCUAGUUGAAUUGGUGUAAAUGACAAGGUGGUGGCACACUGUUUUCUGGGGAGCUUAAUAAAGAGACCUUGCAGCUCCCCCACCUCCUGACAGACUGGAAAAAGACAUCAGAGCCUCACAGGUUGGGUUUAUUCUGGGAGAGAAUGAUGUGUCUUUUAUAAUCCUCGAACUGACUGGUGUGUAACUCUACCAUGAAAAAAUGAAAUGGGCCAGAUGACCUCGGGAUGACAUUUACAGCUAGACCUGACGUUACUGCUUGCACAUCUAGGAGGUGAGGAAGGUCUUUCUGUGGGGCCCCCCACCUUGAUGCUAGUAGCCUUAAAGUGUGUAUCUCUGUCUUUGGUUGAUCCCAAUCUAGUUACAGUAUCAGCGUGUUCCCAACCCUUGAUUUGUGCUGGCAGAAUCUUGGCAAAGGCUCCUGUUCCAUCCAAGCUCCAGGAGGGAGGAACCACCCCCAAAUUAAACUUCCAUGUUUUCUGUAGGACCUUGCUGGCCCCAGGUCACAGCAGAACCCUGAAGGACAGGGUGGCCUGAUUGUAACCCUCUGGUGAUCUGGAAUCAAUCUUUCCAGCCUCAGAAGAUAGGUGUUGAUUGCUGUGGGUUCAUUUCUGCUCACUGUGGGGAGCUCACAGAUCAGAGAGGGUGCUAAGUGAAUCCAUCCAUAGUAUGUAAAUAUUCGCAUGGCAUAAGGGAUUGUCCUGAGGCAGCUGGGACCGCAACAUGUUAACAGAACCCAACAAGGAGGAAUCUUGCAAGUGCUAGCAGCUCUCCUUCAGGUUGGACCCUUCUGUGGACAAUGGGCAUGGUGUGGUUUUAGAUUCUCAAGGAACGUCCAUGUGUUAUUAUGGACACCAUAGAAUUCAAAACUUGUUGAAAAGCUGGAUGUGGUAGCACACACCUUUAAUCCCAUCACUUGGGAGGCAGAAGCAGGUGGAUCUUUGAAUUCAAGUUUACAUAGUGAGUUCCAGGUCAGCCAAAACUACAUAGUGAGAGCGCCCCCCUCCGCACCCUCCCC